This is a messenger RNA of Odobenus rosmarus divergens (Pacific walrus), 1219 nucleotides long. RefSeq names its product mediator complex subunit 18 (gene MED18). Lineage: Eukaryota; Metazoa; Chordata; Mammalia; Carnivora; Odobenidae. Bases 227 to 853 code for a protein of 208 amino acids. Gene Ontology annotation, molecular function: transcription coregulator activity. Gene Ontology annotation, cellular component: mediator complex; core mediator complex. Gene Ontology annotation, biological process: termination of RNA polymerase II transcription; regulation of transcription by RNA polymerase II. The transcript has 3 exons. The record is from RefSeq and is a predicted model, not a curated record.
GCCGGAAGUGGAAAGACGAGGAGUAGGUGUUGAGCUGUCCAGAGGGCUUUAACGUUGGGGCUGGGGGCUCAUUGUUUCUAAAAUCUCCGAGGUCGUGGGGUGGAUAUAUUACCCACUUUACGAGAAGAGAUUAGAGUGCGCUCGGGGGCGUGUUUCUAGUGUGUUUCUUCUGCUUUGACUGGGGACUCUGAAACCAGUUCUCUUGUCUUCUGCUUAAUCAGACACCAUGGAGGCACCUCCAGUCACCAUGAUGCCUGUCACUGGAGGCACCAUUAAUAUGAUGGAGUACCUGCUGCAGGGAAGCGUUUUAGAUCACAGUUUGGAAAGCCUCAUCCACCGCCUUCGGGGUUUGUGUGACAACAUGGAACCUGAGACUUUCCUUGACCAUGAGAUGGUAUUCCUCCUUAAGGGCCAGCAGGCUAGUCCAUUUGUUCUAAGGGCCCGGCGUUCUAUGGAUAGGGGAGGGGCACCCUGGCAUCUGCGCUACCUGGGACAGCCGGAAAUGGGAGACAAGAACCGCCAUGCCCUGGUGCGAAAUUGUGUAGACAUUGCAACAUCUGAGAACCUCACUGACUUCUUGAUGGAAAUGGGAUUCCGCAUGGACCAUGAGUUUGUCGCCAAGGGUCACUUGUUCCGCAAGGGUAUCAUGAAGAUUAUGGUGUAUAAGAUCUUCCGCAUCCUGGUCCCAGGAAACACAGACAGCACUGAAGCCUUGUCACUUUCCUAUCUUGUGGAACUGAGUGUCGUUGCACCAGCUGGGCAGGACAUGGUCUCUGAUGACAUGAGGAACUUUGCCGAGCAGCUGAAACCUCUGGUUCACCUAGAGAAAAUAGACCCCAAGAGGCUCAUGUGACUAAGACAGUCUGUCUGCCACUGGGGCCUGUCCUCACCUGUUACAAAAAAGAAGAUGUUAUAAAUGUCCCAUUUCACCAUUGCCAGCCAGACAUUCUUCCCCCAGAAAGGAGGACAGUGAGGACUUAACUGGUUCUUGACACUGUUUUCCUCAUGGGGCAAGUUCACCUUUGUGACAGCCUUUCCGAAUUAAAGGCUUAGGAUAACAUGGAGAAUCUAUCCAGUCACUCUGUAUAAAGAGAGGAAACUGGAAUAAAUUAGCUUUUAGAAAGGAAGAUCUUUUAAUUGUUUUGUUAUUUGUGUAUAAGGUUUAUAAAGGAGGGACUGCGAGUGUAUUGUGUGGUAAUAAAGACUAUGAAGAGAAACA